This is a messenger RNA of Ctenocephalides felis (cat flea), 3099 nucleotides long. RefSeq names its product xanthine dehydrogenase-like. Gene Ontology annotation, molecular function: FAD binding; 2 iron, 2 sulfur cluster binding; iron ion binding. Lineage: Eukaryota; Metazoa; Arthropoda; Insecta; Siphonaptera; Pulicidae. The record is from RefSeq and is a predicted model, not a curated record.
AUGAUCAAUAUUUCUGAUAAGUGUCACGUUCCGCCUGAUCUGCCUCUCGAGACGACAUUGAAUUUAUUUCUUGUCAAUCAUGCAAAUCUUCGAGACACGAAAACAAUGUGCCGCGAAGGAGGAUGCGGAUCGUGCAUUGUAUCCGCCCGCUACAGACACGCCAGCACUGGGAAAAUUGUUAGCUCAGCUGUUAAUUCGUGUCUAACAUUUGUUUAUUCUUGUAAUGGAUGGGAAAUUACUACAGUUUCUGGACUCGGUAAUAAAAAAAGUGGUUACCAUACUUUGCAAACGACUUUAGCAAAGUUUAAUGGAAGCCAAUGUGGUUAUUGUAGCCCUGGAAUGGUUAUGAAUAUGCACAGCAUAAUGGAAGCAAAUGAAAACUUGACUAUGGCAGAAAUUGAAAAUUCGUUUGGUGGUAAUAUUUGUCGCUGUACUGGAUAUCGGCCAAUUCUGGAUGCGUUUAAAUCAUUGGCCACUGAUGCAGAAUGGUCUAUUUUGAACAAAAUACAGGACAUUGAGGAUAUUAAUAAAAAGAAACCCUGCCCAAAAACGGGGCUCGAUUGCUCAGGCAUUUGUGCCGAAAAUAUUAAGAAAACAAUCAAGUAUGAAGUGAAUGAUAUUAUCUGGCACAAAGUUUCAUCAAUAAUCAACGUUCUGAGGCUCUUACGAUUAAAUCGAGGAGUUCCGCUCAUGUUAAUAGCUGGCAACACUUCUCAAGGUGUUUACCGACCAAAAGUAACACCUCAUGUUUAUAUUGACAUCAAUAAUAUUCCUGAGUUGAAACAAUGUUCAGUUGAUAAAAAUAUUAUACUUGGGGCAAAUCUGACUAUAUCAGAAGCGAUGGCAUUUUUGACAGAAGUAUCAGGGAUGGAAGAAUUUAAAUAUGUUCAAGAAAUUGUAGAUCAUUUAGAUUUGGUCGCAAACGUACCUGUGAGAAAUAUGGGCACCCUUGCCGGAAACUUAUCUAUUAAACAUCAACAUAGAGAAUUUCCUUCAGAUCUUUUUGUCAUAUUUGAAGCAGCCGGUGCAUUUAUUAAAAUUGUCAGUACUUUAGCAUCCGAAUCUAUGAUUCUACCCGGUGUAAAAGCAUUCUAUUCGGCCAAAGACAUACCUGGUGAAAACAGCUUUGCGUCGCCAAAAAUGCUUCUAAUGAAUGAUCCCGAAGAAGUGUUCUGCGAAAGCGUUGUAAAAUUUUACGGCCAACCAGUAGGUGUCAUUGUGGCUGAAUCUCUGGCGCUGGCCGAACAUGCUGCCAAGCUGGUUCAUAUAGAAUAUUCUCCUACCACCAAUGGAAAAAAGGCUUAUUAUGAUGUCAGGGAUGUUCUGGCCCAUGAUAACACACCAUCUAGAGUAAAGUUAGAAGAUAGUCAUGAAGCGAAAGAUAAAGGAUCUGAUGUAGCACAUGAAUUUUCUGGUUCUAUGGAUAUGAAUGGUCAAUAUCAUUUUACGAUGGAGACCCAAACGGUUAUUUGUGUUCCAACUGAAGAUGGCAUGGAUGUCUAUCCCUCAAGUCAGGGACCUGAUAAUAUUCAGAUAGCGAUAUCCCAAGUAAUAAAAAUGAAGGAGCAUAAAAUCAAUGUUAAAACAAGGCGUGCUGGUGGGGCUUUUGGUAGUAAAAUUUCAAGAAAUAAUCAAGUUUCAGCAGCUUGCGCUGUCGCUGCAUUUCUUUUAAACACUCCGGUGAGAAUGGUGUUGAGCAUCGAAGAUAAUAUGUAUGCUAUAGGAAAAAGAAAUUGCACAUCCCUUGAUUAUCAGGUUGCUGUGAACAACCAAGGAGUUAUUCAAUAUUUAUCCGCCAGUAUUUACGAAGACUUAGGAUGUUCAUGGAAUGAAAGUGUAGUUUUGUUUGCAACUGAAAUGUUUCAAAACUGUUACGACAACGUCAGAUUUAACUUGGAAGGAUAUGCAGUUUUAACAGAAAAACCGUCAACAACGUGGAUGCGAGCUCCUGGGGCUACUGAAGGUGUAGCAAUGAUAGAAAAUAUUAUGGAACAUAUAGCACAUGUAACAGGAAGAGAUCCUCUUGAUAUUCGAAUUGAAAAUAUGAGAAAGACAGAUAACUUAGUAUAUGAUAUCAUAGAUGAUUUCAGAAAGAAAACAGAUUAUGAUAGACGCAGACACGAGAUUAACGAAUUUAAUGCUAAAAAUCGAUGGCGCAAACGAGGAAUAGCUAUAGUUCCAAUGUAUUUUCCAAUAAUCUACUAUGGAAGAUUGCAAGCUAUGGUUUGCAUUUUUCAUGGAGAUGGAACAGUUGCUGUUAGUCACUCUGGUAUCGAAUGUGGACAAGGCAUCAACACUAAAGUAGCCCAAGUUUGUGCUUAUACAUUAGGCGUAGAGUUAGAUUUAGUUUCUAUAAAACCAAACAGUAAUAUGGAGUCACCAAAUUCAAUGAUUACAGGAGGAUCGGUUACUAGCGAAUCUUGUUGUCUGGCUACCAUUGAAGCUUGUAAGAUAUUACUAGAACGGCUGAAACCAAUCAAAGAAAAGUUAGGUGGAAAUCCAAAGUGGACUGAUUUAAUUGACGAAGCUCAUAAGGAGAUGGUAGAGUUGCAAGCUGUGUAUUCGCAUAAGCCAGAUGUGGUAAAUAAAUCCUAUGAUGUAGGCGGAUUGUCGGCUUGUGAGGUUGAGGUAGAUUUACUUACUGGCAAUGUAUUAUUGCAAAGAGUUGAUAUAAGAGAAGAAACCGGAGAAAGUAUAAGUCCUGAAAUCGACAUUGGGCAGGUGGAGGGAGCCUUUGUGAUGGCUUUAGGACACUGGUUGACCGAAAAAUUAAUUUACGAUAAAACGACCGGAGAACUGAAAACUAACAGAACAUGGAAUUAUAAACCACCUGGAGCUAAGGAUAUACCAGUGGAUUUUCGUGUAGAAUUUACGAUUAAUAAAAAAAAUCCAAAAGGUGUAUUAAGAUCUAAAGCUACUGGAGAACCACCAGCCACAAUGGGUUUCGUAGCAGUGUGCGCCAUAAGGCACGCCUUGCAAUCAGCCAGAAUUGAUGCGAAUGGAGGAAAAACUGACAAAUGGUUUCCAUUAGGUGCUCCGACUACUCCAGAAGAUAUAUUACUUCAUGCAAAUAUUGAUUAUCAGAAAUUCACAAUCUAA